Molecule: messenger RNA, 771 nt
Organism: Gasterosteus aculeatus aculeatus (three-spined stickleback)
Lineage: Eukaryota; Metazoa; Chordata; Actinopteri; Perciformes; Gasterosteidae
Source: RefSeq, a predicted model, not a curated record
AUGAGUUUGAGCGGCGCUCCCUCUAAAGCGGAGGUGAUGGGAUGGGGCCCCGUGAAUCUGGCCAAUUACAUGGGCAAGCUCAAGCUAUCAGGCUGUGACAAAUAUGUGUUGAAGCAGCGCAUAAGUGGAGCCUGGUUCAUGGAAAUGAGUGUGAAUGACCUUCAAGCGUUUCCCAGCCUUUAUGUCCCAUUGGUUGCAAAGAUUCAAAGUGAAAUCAACAAGGGGGAUCAGAAGAAGGCCAUUGGCGAUUUAUCAGAGGCAUCAAAGAACCCGAAAAAAGCUGUUGUUCAAGAACAAGACGACUGGGCCUCCGAUGAGUCUGACGAUGGAGGUGAUAACGACUAUGAAGAUGGAGGGGAAGGCGGCUACAUCUGUGCUGUGACCGAGCCACAAGACAACGAAGAUACCUACGAAGUGGCCAUCAAGACCUUCCCCUCUGCAGACACGAGGAAGGCGCCCCAACGUCCCAGAGAGGUUACGCUUCAGGACGGCCUCUGCAGAGGUGACACUAAGCAACCCAAAUAUAUUCGCUUCUCUCCCUGCCUCGCUCGGCAUGUUCCGAACAUACAUAAAACUAUUAAAACUCUCGUGUCCGUGUGGGCGAGCAGAUUCUGUUCACGGGGUGGUCCCUGCUGGGAAGACCAAGAAACCUCCACUGCCCUGUCGCCCGAGGAAGAAGCUGCCGCCCCCGAGGCCUUUCAGACCACCAGGUGACCGUAGAUUUACAGACUUCACAGACACUUGACCUACUGGUGAUGAUGUGGAGGAACU